This is a messenger RNA of Triticum urartu, 2617 nucleotides long. Lineage: Eukaryota; Viridiplantae; Streptophyta; Magnoliopsida; Poales; Poaceae. The record is from RefSeq and is a predicted model, not a curated record.
ACCGGGAUAGGUAUUUGCAAAUGAUUCCAUAUCAGAGGGAAGCCUAUCUGCAAAGGAAUCGUGAGUAUAAAAGAAUGCGGCGUGAGUGCAGUGCAAGUUGUAACAACACACAACCAGCACCACAACAGAAAAUUUUGAGAGCUACUAAUAAUAACCAAUACAUGACAGGAGAGGAAGUCAUGGCCAUUUCAAACUAUGAGAGGCACGAUUCAGUUUUUACUCAGCUAGGGUCUUCAUCAAAAGGCAAGCAAGUGGCAGAAAAUGGUGGUUCUGAGACAAGCCGUCCAAAAGCUGGAACUCGGUUCACUAUCAGUCCAUCUGGCAUAUAUUUAUCAUCAAUAUCCUCGGAAGAACAAGCUGCAAAAUAUGGAUUGAAAAAUGUAGGUCAGCGUAAGCGGCAACAUUGCACCAAUGUGUACUCACAACUGUCACAUGACCAGGAAGAAACACACGUACAAGAGAUUUGUGGCCCUAAUAAAAGAAAGAGGUCAGAAAAAGAAAGUUGUAGUACCGCACGGGAUCCUGGUAGAAAUACCAACAACUUGCAUGAAGACAUCAUUUAUGUGCCCCAGGAUUAUUUUCCUGUCGUUCAUGAUUAUCUGGCAAAUACCAAAGACAACAUUGAGUGCGAUGAAGUGGACAAUGAAAGUCUUAUGUAUAAUGGACCAGGUCUUGACUUUGAAUCAUAUCAAGAACCAAAGCAUGUUACAAAAUGUAUACAAGCAGACCCAUAUGAUCGUAUAUAUCAUAAUGUGCCCAGUGGUCAUCAUUUUCUAGAGCGAGUGCCCAACUGUAGACAUUGUAAUGCGAAAAGGUUCCAAUAUGAGACACCAACUUUUUGUUGCAUGAAUGGAAAGGUGAAGAUAGUAACCCCAGUGGUUCCUGACGAUUUGCAUCAGUUGUACACGAGUCAGGAUCCAAAUGCAAAAUACUUCCAAGAUCAUAUACGGUACUUCAAUUCUCAUUUCUCUUUUACCUCUCUUGGUGUCAUCUUGGACCAAAGGUUCUGCAAUAGGAGGUCUGGAGUUUACAACUUUCGUGCACAGGGCCAAAUUUAUCACCGUAUUGACCAGUUGGUUCCAAAAGAAGAUGGCCCCAAGCAUUUACAGUUAUACUUCUAUGACACGGAUGCAGAUUUGCAACAAAGAUUUCUUCACUCGCCUAACUUAAACCAAAUUCUCAUCCGGAAGUUAGUAAAUAUACUUUCAAGUAACCCUUAUGUACAAAUAUUUAGACACCUUGGUUCUAUUCCAAACCUUGAUGAAUAUAUGAUUGAGCUCAAUACCGAUAUUGCCUUAGAUCAGAGAGUAUAUAAUGCUCCGACAACAUCACAAGUAGCAGCAAUCUGGGUCGAGGGAAAUAAUCCUCGAGGUCAUUUUGACAGGAGUAUCAUGGUGUAUGGUAAAUCGGACAAACCACAAUACAUAAAAGCAUAUCAUGGUUGCUAUGAUCCAUUGUCAUAUCCGCUUUUUUUCCCGAAAGGGGAAGUUGGAUGGAACUUGAAUUUACCAAAAGUUGGUCCCCAUGCUAGGAGGACGAGAAAUGAUCAAACAAAUGCUCUCAAUGAAGAAGGCAAGUUUUUUGCCAAGUAUACUUUUUUAUUACUUUGUUUCAGAUUCAUUUAUCUAACCAUAAAUUGCCUUGCACGCAGGGAUGGAAAAGAGCCCUGGUUCUUGUGUGUCACCAAGAGAAUAUUAUUGUUAUAAGUUAUAAAUUCGAGAUGGAGAUUUCAACGUCUUACUAUUCGGAAGGCGAUUAACUCAACAGUAUAUUGUUGAUAUGUACAUCAAGAUUGAAUCAAUAAGGUUGGCUUUCUAUUUACAACCGUCAACUCAAGUUCUCAUACGUGCAGAUUUAUAUCAAGGAUUGGUUGAUAGCGUUGUAGCUGGUGAGACACGUGCAUGCAUGACAGGUAAGCGUAUUGUGCUCCCCCCAAAAUUUAUUGGAGGACCAAGAGACAUGCGUCGAAGGUAUUUAGAUGCAAUGGCAUUGGUCCAGCGGUUCGGGAAGCCAGACUUAUUCAUUAGAAUGACAUGCAACCCGCAGUGGGAAGAGAUAACUAGAGAGUUGGAACCAGGCCAAUCACCACAAGAUCGUCCAGAUUUGGUAGCACGGGUCUUCAAGGCAAAGUUGGAGGAUCUUAAAGAUCUUUUAUUCAAGAGAAAAUUAUUUGGUGAAGUCGUCGCACAUGUUCAUGUAAUAGAAUUUCAGAAGAGAGGCCUACCGCAUGAACACUUCUUAAUUAUUCUGAAGUCAAAUUGCAAGAUUACUAAUCCAGAUCAAUAUGAUGAGAUAAUAUCAGCAGAGAUCCCAGAUAAAGACAAAUACCCUGUAUUACAUGCUUUAGUUAUUAAGCACAUGAUGCACGGACCAUGUGGAGUUCUCAACAGUAAGAAUGCUUGCAUGGAAAAUGGAAAUUGUAGAUACCAUUAUCCGCGGACAUUCUCAGAUACAACAUUACAGGGAAAGGACUCAUAUCCAAUUUAUAGACGGAGGGAUGAUGGUCGUCGAGUGCGCAUUAGGGGUGCGGUGUUGGAUAAUAGAUGGGUUGUUCCUUACAACCCAUAUCUACUUAUGCGAUACAAUUGCCAUAUCAAUAUAGAAGUUUGCUCGAGCA